Messenger RNA from Verruconis gallopava, 1250 nucleotides. RefSeq lists its product as uncharacterized. The transcript is spliced from 3 exons. Gene Ontology annotation, cellular component: cytosol. The record is from RefSeq and is a predicted model, not a curated record. NCBI's taxonomy places the organism in Eukaryota, Fungi, Ascomycota, Dothideomycetes, Venturiales, Sympoventuriaceae. Gene Ontology annotation, molecular function: aldose reductase (NADPH) activity. Bases 156 to 1139 code for a protein of 327 amino acids.
CGGGACACAAAUUCGUGGAUCAGAAAGCUUCAACUUACCGCUUGGAAAAGUAGAACACCUGCUAUAACAAAUCCAUCGAUCUUGUUUUUGAAUCAUCAAACUUUGAUCUCCAUCUCACCCAACCAAGACCGCUGCAAAAGUCUGACUUAGUGGAAAUGUCGGCGAAUGAGGUGAAAGUCCUGGCUUCUGGCCACAAAAUGCCCUUGGUGGGAUUUGGCUUGUGGAAAGUACCCGCUAAUCAGACUGCUGAUAUAGUGUACAAUGCCAUCAAAACAGGGUAUCGACUAUUCGACGGCGCGUAUGACUAUCAGAACGAAGCCGAAGCUGGCGAGGGUAUCCGCAGAGCUAUCAGUGAGGGCAUAGUGAAACGCGAGGACAUAUUCGUUACAACAAAACUCUGGAACAACUAUCACAAACGCGAGCAUGCACUUGCAGCGGCUCAGUCGCAGAACAAAGCCUGGGGGCUCGGUUACAUAGAUCUCUACCUCAUCCACUUCCCAGUGCCACUGAAAUACGUGGACCCCGAAAAGAUCAAAUACCCAGCCUGGUGGACCGACGUUGACCACAAGGAGAUCGAGCUGGCAAAGGUUCCUAUGCACGAGACGUGGCAGGCACUUGAAGAGAUUGUCGAUUCAGGAAUUGCCAGAUCGAUAGGCGUCUCAAACUGCUCAGCGCAAACUUUGUACGACAUACAGACUUAUGCCCGCCAUCCGAUAUCCGUCCUGCAGAUUGAGCAUCAUCCGUACCUUGUUCAGCCCGAACUCAUUGCGUUGGGAGGAGACCUGAACAUUGCGAUCACGGCGUACUCAAGCUUUGGACCACAGUCCUUUCUGGAACUACCGGAAGCUUUCAGGGCGCGUGCAAAAGAUAUUCCACUUCUGUUUGAUGCAGAGGUAGUCAAGAAAGCGGCUGAAAGGACUGGCAGAACUCCAGCACAGGUUCUACUUCGUUGGGCUACGCAACGCGGUAUAGCCGUCAUUCCAAAAUCAAACAAUCAAAGCCGAUUGAAGCAAAAUUUGGAAGUGACAGACUUUGAUUUGACCAAGGAGGAGAUUGACUCUAUCAGUGCUCUGGAUAAGGGCUUGAGAUUCAAUGAUCCAGGUUUCUAUCUGCACAAGCCACUGAGAAUCUUCGCUUAAGCUGUGUAUACGAGUUAAAGGAGAGAAAUCUUGAAAAACUCAGUAUAAAAUUUUAUUCAUUGCUCAUUGAAUUUGCUUACAAUUGAUUCACGUUACUGGCGAAUAUCAGAG